Molecule: messenger RNA, 2140 nt
Organism: Protopterus annectens (West African lungfish)
Lineage: Eukaryota; Metazoa; Chordata; Ceratodontiformes; Protopteridae
Gene: LRIT1
Product: leucine rich repeat, Ig-like and transmembrane domains 1
Exons: 4
Coding region: 1-1884 (627 amino acids)
Cellular component (GO): endoplasmic reticulum membrane
Molecular function (GO): protein binding
Source: RefSeq, a predicted model, not a curated record
AUGGUACUUGAGUGGAAAGGAACCAGCAGCACCUUAAGAAGUGUACUUUGUAAUGACCCAGAUAUGACUUUAAUACCAGUGAAUAUUCCAGGAGAUACCAGCAAACUUCAAAUUGAAAAAACUUCAGUCAAGAGACUACCAGGAGAAGCUUUUCACUAUCUGCAAAACCUGGAAUAUCUCUGGAUGUCCUGCAAUUCAUUGACAAUUCUUAGCUCAGACAGUUUAUUGGGUUUAUAUGCUAUGAUAGAACUUCGACUGGAUGGCAAUUUACUCACUUCCUUUCCCUGGGAAGCAUUAGCAGAUGUACCAAAGCUAAGACUCCUUAACUUACACAACAACAAACUUCCUUCAAUACCAGCGGAAGCAGCAUUUUACCUAAGAAAUAUUACAUUUCUGGAUCUAUCUAGCAAUAAACUUAUGACCUUGCCAACAGAGCUUUUUAUAGCUUGGCAAAAUUUCCAACCUGUUUCUAAGCCUUUCACUGAAAACUCAAAGUUAAUUUUAGGUCUGCAAGAUAAUCCUUGGAAUUGUGACUGCAGACUGUAUGAACUUGCAUACUUCCUAAAACUUCACUUACCUUUUGUAGCAUUAAUAGAACCUCGAUUAAGAUGCUUAACUCCUCCGAGUCUCACAGGAGCCUUAUUUAGUCAAGUUGAGUUAAGAAGAUGUCAAAGUCCUGUUGUUUAUACUUCUGUGACCAAACUGAAGACUUCACUGGGCAGCACUGUUCUGCUACGAUGUGGUACCACUGGUGUUCCAAUUCCAGAGCUUAGCUGGAGAAGAGCCGAUGGACAGCAGUUAAAUGGGACAGUGCAUCAGGAAAUUUCUGGUGAUGGAAUGAGAUGGUCUGUAUUAGGCCUGCCUGCCGUUUCCUAUAUUGAUUCUGGAGAAUACAUAUGCAAAGCAAAGAACUUUCUUGGAACAACAGAUGCAUAUGUUUCACUAAUUAUAACGGACAACCUCAUAACAGAAGAUCCAAAUCGGCCACUUCUUAAAACAACAUGGAGCAAUGGAGUAAACGGCUUGGAAGCUGCAGCCUACAAUGAAAAACUAUUUACUCAGUACAUUAUUCCUGCCUCAACCACAUCUUCAACAGAGGUACAGUCCUAUCAAAUGUAUGGUAAUGAAGAUCCAGAAAGUGACCAGGCUGGGAACCAAAAGAAAGCUGAACUAUCUAAUAUGAGUAAAAGCAAUGCAAUGCCUAAGAUGGCUACAGUCAAUGAGAUGCAUCCAGGCGGGUACAAGAGUACACUUAACCCCACUUCUAAUCAGCAGGAGCAGGAAAAUCUGAUUCGCUCUGUAAAAGUAAUUGGGGAUACUGAACAUAGUAUUACACUUGCAUGGAAGUCCCCAUAUGGCAAAAAUACCACCAUAUUCAAUGUUCUUUAUGCUGUUUUUGGAGAAAGAAAUAUGAAUAAGAUCACUGGAGAUCCAGGCAAGACAAUAAUCAAAAUUGAGGGAUUAGAGCCAAAGACAAAGUAUAUUGCAUGUGUAUGUGGUAAAGGACUGAUUCCUAAAAAGGAAAAUUGUGCAAUUUUUUCAACUGAUGAAGCUGUUACUGCUGGUGGGACCCAGAAACUCAUUAAUGUGGUUGUGAUCAGUGUAGCUUGUGUCAUAGCAGUGCCACUGACCCUUGUUGUUUGUUGUGGUGCACUAAAAAGGCAUUGCAAAAAGCUUCUUAGAAGAGAGCCAAAGAAUACUGAAGACCCAUAUGUGACAUUUGAAAGUCUUUCUCCUGGACCCAUAGCCAAAGCAGCAGGGGAUGAAGAAUUCUUAACUAGUCAUACUCUUGAAGAAUCUAAUAGACUUCUGUCGGAAAGGUCGAGUGUAGACUCUGAAGCAACAGCAAAAAUGGAAGGGCAGCAUAAUGAAUAUUUUUGUUGAUUCUCCAGAGACUGAAACAAUCAAAUGACAAUUUCUGUAUACCAAGAUGUAUUCCAGCAUUGGAAGUUACGGGAAUUGAGAUGUUGUUUUGUAAAAGACUUUCAAAAGCUCAAUUUUCCCUCACUGAUAUUCCAUUUUGUACUAAGCCUGAUGCAUUUUCUUGCUAAAGAAAUACAUCUUCACAAUCAGAUGUAUUAUUUAAGCACAUAUUUAAUCUCUUUAUUGUAUGAACUGGUUAUUAUUCAUUAUAAUCAAC